GGGGUGGGGGUCUUUGGAAGGAGAACAAUAGUGUGAAGUUACAGGAAAGAACAUCUGGCCCUGACUAAGUCGGGGUUUGGGGAAGAAGCUGGGCUGAGGGCAAGCGAGGCUGCUCUGCACAGAUCCUCUCCCUUCCUGGGAUGAGCUGCAUUUUCAUGCUCAGGCUGGCUGGCUGCAUUAUCUUGAAAUUUUCCUUCCCCUUUCCCCCAGCCUCAACUCUUCCCAACUCCAAUCCUGACUCAGAACGUAGAGUCUGAUUUGGAGCAUGGAAGACAAAACCAUGUAAGGUCUGUGGAAAUCACAGCUGUUCAGACCCGCCUCCAGCUCCAGCCACCCCGCCCCCUUGCCCCAGCCUCCCUGUGUCCUUCCCACCCUUAGUCCCAGGCAUCUGACUACCGGGAACCUCGGCCAGCAUCCAGGAGCGCCCCCUGCCACCGUCAGAGCCUGCGUCUUGCUGUCCUGAGAAUACAUUGCUCUCCUUUGGUUGAAUCUGCUAUCCCUCUUCAUGGGAAAAUGAACCAGAAAACAAUCCUGGCGCUCCUCGCUCUGGCUGUCAUCACCAUCUUUGCUUUGGUUUGUGUCCUGCUAGUGGGCAGGGGUGAAGAUGGGGGUGAACCCAGCCAGCUUCUCCACUGCCCCUCCAUAUCUCCCAGUGCCCAGCCUUGGCCACACCCUGGCCAGAGCCAGCUGUUUGCAGACCUGAGCCGAGAGGAGCUGACAGCUGUGAUGCGCUUUCUGACCCAGCGGCUGGGGCCAGGGCUGGUGGAUGCAGCCCAGGCCCAGCCCUCAGACAACUGUGUCUUCUCAGUGGAGCUGCAACUGCCUCCCAAGGUGGCUGCCCUGGCCCACCUGGACAGGGGGAGCCCCCGACCUGCCCGGGAGGCACUGGCCAUCGUCUUCUUUGGUGGACAACCCCAGCCCAAUGUGAGUGAGCUGGUGGUGGGGCCGCUGCCUCACCCCUCCUACAUGCGGGAUGUGACCGUGGAGCGUCAUGGAGGCCCUCUGCCCUAUCACCGCCGCCCCGUGCUGUUCCGAGAAUACCUGGACAUAGACCAGAUGAUCUUCGACAGAGAGCUGCCCCAGGCUUCUGGGCUUCUCCACCACUGUUGCUUCUACAAGCCCCGGGGACGGAACCUGGUGACAAUGACCACAGCUCCCCGUGGUCUACAGUCAGGGGACCGGGCCACCUGGUUUGGCCUCUACUACAACAUCUCAGGGGCUGGGAUCUUCCUCCACCAUGUGGGCUUGGAGCUGCUGGUGGACCACAAGGCCCUGGACCCUGCCCGCUGGAGCAUCCAGAAGGUGUUCUAUCAAGGCCGCUACUACGACAGCCUGGCCCAGCUGGAGGCCCAGUUUGAGGCUGGCCUGGUGAACGUGGUGCUGAUCCCACACAAUGGCACAGGUGGGUCCUGGUCCCUGAAGUCCCCUGUGCCCCCGGGUCCGGCUCCCCCUCUGCAGUUCUAUCCCCAGGGUCCCCGCUUCAGUGUCCAGGGAAGUCGAGUGACCUCCUCACUGUGGACUUUCUCCUUUGGCCUCGGAGCAUACAGUGGCCCAAGGAUCUUUGACGUUCGCUUCCAGGGAGAACGACUAGCUUAUGAAAUCAGCCUCCAAGAGGCCUUGGCCAUCUAUGGUGGAAAUUCCCCAGCAGCAAUGGUGACCCGCUAUGUGGAUGGAAGCUUUGGCAUGGGCAAGUACUCCACGCCCCUGACCCGUGGGGUGGACUGCCCCUACCUGGCCACCUACGUGGACUGGCACUUCCUUUUGGAGUCCCAGGUCCCCAAGACAAUACGCGAUGCCUUUUGUGUGUUUGAGCAGAACCAGGGUCUCCCCCUGCGGCGGCACCACUCAGAUCUCUACUCUUACUACUUUGGGGGCCUUGCGGAAAUGGUGCUGGUCAUCAGAUCAGUGUCUACCUUGCUCAACUAUGACUAUGUGUGGGAUAUGGUCUUCUACCCCAAUGGGGCCAUAGAAAUCAGAUUCCAUGCCACUGGCUACAUCAGCUCAGCAUUCCUCUUUGGUUCUACUGGGAAGUAUGGGAACCAAGUUGCAGAGCACACCCUGGGCACGGUCCACACCCAUAGCGCCCACUUCAAGGUGGAUCUGGAUGUAGCAGGACUGGAGAACUGGGUCUGGGCCGAGGAUAUGGCCUUUGUCCCCAUGGCUGUGCCCUGGAGCCCUGAGCACCAGAUGCAGAGGCUGCAGGUGACCCGGAAGUUGCUGGAGACGGAGGAGCAGGCCGCCUUCCCCGUGGGAGGCGCCACCCCUCGCUACCUGUACCUGGCCAGCAACCACAGCAACAAGUGGGGUCACUCUCGGGGCUACCGCAUCCAGAUGAUCAGCUUUUCUGGGGAGCCGCUGCCGCAGAACAGCUCCAUGGAGAGAGGCUUCAGCUGGGAGAGGUACCAGCUGGCCGUGACCCAGCGGAAGGAGGAGGAGCCCAGUAGCAGCAGCAUCUUCAAUCAGAAUGACCCUUGGGCCCCCACUGUGGAUUUCAAUGACUUCAUCAACAAUGAGACCAUUGCUGGAAAGGACUUGGUGGCCUGGGUGACAGCUGGUUUUCUGCACAUCCCACAUGCAGAGGACAUUCCUAACACGGUGACUGUGGGGAACGGCGUGGGCUUCUUCCUCCGACCCUACAACUUCUUUGACGAAGACCCCUCCUUCUACUCUGCCGACUCCAUCUACUUCCGAGAGGACCAGGAUGCCGGGGCCUGUGAGGUCAACCCCCUGGCUUGCCUGCCCCAGGCUGCUGCCUGUGCCCCCGACCUCCCUGCCUUCUCCCACGGGGGCUUCUCUCACAACUAGGCAGUCCCUGGGAUGGGACAUAUGGCCAAGGGCUCCAGGCCAGGGCGUGAGGGAUGGGGAGCAGCUGGGCACUGGGCCGGCAGCCUGGUUUCCUUUCCCAUACACCAGGACUUUUUCUUCUACUGCCCUCCCUCGCAUCCCCCUCUAUGCUGAGCCUGUGAUGGCUGACACAGGGGACACUCAGCAUUGUGGAUGCCAGCUGUGCUGAGUUCCCAUCCAGAGAGGCGAGGCAUGGCGCAGCCUGGAGCCUGAAGCUGUGGCCAAGGGCUUCCCUAGAUGGUUCCCUUUUUUGCUGUCUGGCUUUCCCAAAUCUUUUUAGGCCAUUUCCAAGGACUCUAAAAGGGAAUGAUUCCCUGGAGAUCCCAUGGUAGGGUUACCAGUCCUGCAAGUCCAUAGCCGAGCUGGGAGGGAUGCUUCUGCUCACAUUCCCUCUCAUCCAGGUUCCUUCUCUUCCUCCCUCUCAUCCAGGUUCCUUCUCUUCCUCCCUCUUACCUACUUCCUCCUCCUCCUGGUCCUGCCUUCUCUUCCAUGCUGCAAUUUCUCCUGAAGCCUGACGGGGUAUCCCUAUGUCCCAGCCCCUGGUGCUCCCCCAGACCUCAGUUCUUAAUCAACUUCAGUCUCCUCUCCAGCCCUUUGGAAGUCUCAAAGAUGCAAUGGGACACCUAAUUGGAGUGGCCGAUCCUUGUGUGUCCCUUGUGUCUGUUGCUUAUUGGGAGUAGGAGUUGCUGCCACCUCUGUCCUGGCGCAGGGCAUGGUUCAGGACAGCUCCCUCUGCACAUUUGUGUCUGCCUGCCUUGCGCUCUGUAGAGGAGGAUGGUCAUCGUGACAGAAGCAGCCCAAGUUAGCAUUUCAAGUGGUUUUGAGGAUUCAACGAUAAUGAAGAAUAGUCAUUUUGUGCCUGGGCUCUGUAUUCUGCGACAGCCUGUUUGGGAGGCUGGAAACCAAGGGUGGGCAUCAAAGGUGAGAAAUCAAAGCCCCUAAACUCCAGCCACCCAGCCAGGGGCUGUCCAGUCGCGUUCAGGCAUGCAAAUGAGCUGGGCCCUGGGUGGGUGGGGGCGGGGCGGGCCUGGCCUAAGGGGAAGGGGCCUGGCCUGGCCUGGCUUGGGCUCCCCCCACCACUGCUGUCCCUCCUGAGGUCUGGAUUGGGGAUGGGGACAGAGAAAUAGAAAGAGUUGAGAAACAACAGAAACAUUUUUCCCUAAAGAAUUAGUUCUCAUACAGCCUUACAAUACAAUGCAGCUAAAAAAAAAUUGUAUGUCUUUAUAUACUAAUAUAUAAUAAUCUUCAAGUGAAAAUAGCAAGACACAGAAAUGUGUAUAGCGCACUUCCCAUUUGUGUUUUAGAAAGGAGGAGAAUAUAAAUACAUGUGUGCUUAUGUAUGUCUAUCCAUUCAGAAGAAAUGGAUAACACUGAUUACUUCUGGGAGGGGAACCAGGAGGUUGAGGACAGGGGAGGGAAGGCUCUCAGCACUUAUGCCCUUUUGUACAUUUUGAAUUUUAAACGUGACUGUAUUAUCUAUUCAAAAUAAACAAUAAAUGGGCCCAAACGGGAACUGACUUUUUUUUUUUUUUGAGACAGAGUUUCGCUCUUGUUACCCAGGCUGGAGUGCAAUGGCGCGAUCUCAGCUCACCGCAACCUCUGCCUCCUGGGUUCAGGCAAUUCUCCUGCCUCAGCCUCCCGAGUAGCUGGGAUUACAAGUGUGUGCCAUCAUGCGCAGCUAGUUUUUGUAUUUUUAAUAGAAACAGGGUUUCACCAUGUUGACCAGGAUGGUCUCAAUCUCUUGACCUUGUGAUCCACCGGCCUCGGCCUCCUGAGACUUUUUUUUUAAUUACAUUUUUUAAAAGCAGGUUGGGGGUAGGAUAAAGUGGGUUAAGGAAUGGGAUCAGGGAUGAAAUUUUCUCAAGUUCCUGAGAGCCAGAGAAGCAGGUGUGGCCUCUAGUAACUCCUUUUGCCUUCUCAUGCUUGUACAUCUUUUUUUUUUUUUUUUCCUGAGACAGAGUCUUGCUCUGUUGCCCAGGCUGGAGUGCAAUGGCAUAAUCUCAGCUCACUGCAACCUCUGCCUUCCAGGUUCAAGCAAUUCUCCUGCCUUAACCUCCUGAGUAGCUGGGAUUACAGGCGUGCACCACCAUGCCCAGCUAAUUUUGUAUUUUUAGUAGAGAUGGGGUUUCACCAUGUUGGUCAGGUUGGUCUUCAACUCCUGACCUCAGGUGAUCCGCCCGCCUUGGCCUCCCAAAGUGUUGGGAUUACAGGUGUGAGCCACCAUGCCUGGGCUGAACUUCUUCUUUCAAUGCAUAUACUGUUGUCCCUACCCCUUUACAGCUCCUUCUAAUGGCUACUUGCAUCAUCGCCAGUGCUGGGGGAAGGGGAGCAAAGAAAUUCAGAUAUCCACCCCCACUCACUCAGCAUCUCGUUCACUUGAAUUUAGUUGCCUUGAGCCCCAUCUCCAGACCAAAGAUCAUGAGUGUUUGUGGUGUGUGUGUAAUUGUGUGUCAACUGUCACACACUUUUAUAUGAAAACGUGACCUGUUGUGUCUGCCUCCUUACGUCUCAGCAUGGUGAUGAAGCCACCUGCUCCAGGCCCCAGAUGAGGGGAGCCAGAAUGGGCAUCUAGAUUCUUAGAGCAUCAGUUCAGCUCAAGUCAGGAGGGCCGCAAGGCGAACCCCCAGCCCCAUGCCCCAAUUCAGUCUCUUCCUUAGGCCACAGAAUUUGUCUGGAGUCUUAGCCUCAGACUUGUCAAUUGUCGAGGAGUGAUUACUGGCUGAGGAUGGCAGGUUCUGAAGGAACUGGUGCCGCCGAGGCUCAGAUCUUUAGGACCUGGGACCCAGUGGCCUGAGGUGAAGGAGCUCGACAAGGAUAUCCCUGAGGCUUGGGUCACAGGGCAUGACUAGGACUUCUCCAGGAAUGUGAAGACAACCCCCUCACAACCCCCUGUGAGGACAUGAGAUGUGGCUGCUUUCCUCACCUCUUGCUUUUGAGAUGAAGUUUCACUCUUGUCUCCCAGGCUGAAGUGCAAUGGCACGAUCUCGGCUCACUGCAACCUCUGUUUCCCAGGUUCAAGUGAGUCUUCUGCCUCAGCCUCCCAAAUACCUGGGAUUAGAGGCACAUGCCACUACACCCAGCUAAUUUUGUAUUUUUAGUAGACACGGGGUUUCUCCAUGUUGGUCAGGCUGGUCUUGAACUCCUGAGCUCAGGCAAUCUGCCCACCUCGCCCUCCCAAAGUGCUGGGAUUACAGGCCUGAGCCACCGCGCCUGACCCACUUUUCUUUUUGUUUAUUUUUCUGAGAUAGUAUAUUGCUCUGUUCCCCAGGCUGAAGUGUAAUAGCAGCUAAUUUUUUUUUUCACUUUUUUGUAGAGAUGUGGGUCUCACUAUGUUGCCCAGGCUGAUCUCCAACUUCUGGGCUCAAACAAUCUUCCUGCCUCAGCAUCCCAAAGUUCUGGGAUUAUAGACAUGAGCCACCAUGCCCAGUUACUUUCCUUUCUUUUCCUUCCUUCCUUCCUUCCUUCCUUCCUUCCUUCCUUCCUUCCUUCCUUCCUCCCUCCCUCCCUCCCUCCCUCCCUCCCUUCCUUCCUUCCUUUCUUCUUUCCUUCCUUCUUACUUUUUUUUCUGAGAUGGAGUCUUGCUCUGUCACACAGGCUAGAGUGUAAUGGCACAAUCUUGGCUCACUGCAACCUCUGCCUCCCAGGUUCAAGCGAUUCUUGUGCCUCAGCCUCCCAAGUAGCUGGGAUUACAGACAUACACUACCACACCCAUCUAAUUUUUGUAUCUUUUGUAGAGACGGGGUUUCACCAUGUUGGCCAGGCUGGUCUCGAACUCCUGACCUCAGAUGAUCCACCUGCCUCAGCCUCCCAAAGUGCUGAGAUUAUAGGCAUGAGCCACAUUACCUGGCCUUAUUAUUAUUAUUUUUUUUUAUGUUAGAUAGCCAGCUCUAUGACCUUAGAAAUUAAACUACAGGCAUGUUUGUUGAGGGUGCUCACCUUUAGGGUUAGGUCAGACUCUGGAAUCUGGGACUUUCCCAGGACGCUCUGCUAGUCUUCAGUGGACAAUGAUCACUGCUGUUAAACUCACUUUGCACUGCCCUGGCCAAGCCAAGCCUUGCCAAGGUGAAGACAGAGGAGGGGCCUGGGCAUGAGUUCCUCUCUGAGGCUGUCACUUCCCUAAGGCCUUGCUUGGGUAGGAGAGUGGGCGCUAGCCUCUUUCCCUCAAAACUCUCUCUCUCUCCGCGCCCCCACCCCACCCACUACUUGUGAAUCUCACAAAAUUCCCCAAAGACCUGCCCUCUGCAGGGUACCUCUCAAAAACCUUUCUGCUUCCCACGUUGAUCCAGGGAGCUGUCAUCUGUAAUCCAAACAUUUAGGGAGGCUGCAGCACAAGAGCCCAGAAAUUUGAGACUGCCGUGAGCUGUGUGAUGACACCACUGCACUCCAUGCACUCUAGCCUGGGUGACAGGGCAAGACCAUGUCUCAAAAAAAAGUCUUUUUAAAAUAGCUUUUUCACGAAGAGCUUCUACAGAACAUGAAAACCAGCUCAGCAAGAGAAAAUGCGGUUCUUGUUUUCCCUGAGGACAAGGAGGGCUCGCCUGACUGGAGAGGGGAGUUAUUAUGUUGAAAUUCCAUCCUGGGGGCAAGGGGAACCCUACUUUUCUCACAGCCUUGAAAUGAACCCCACCACUUCUACAGCUUUAAAGAAUAAGAGAAAGAGGCUGGGCGCAGUGGCUCAGGCCUGUAAUCUCAGCAUUUUGGGAGGCCGAGGCUGGAGGCUAUAAUUACAAGGUCAGGAGACCAGCCUGGUCAAUAUGGUGAAACACCGUCUCUACUAAAAAUACAAAAAUUAGCCUAGGGUAUGGUGGCAUUCGCCUGUAGUCCCAGCUACUCUGAAGGCUGAGGCAGGAGAAUUGCUUGAACCCAGGAGGUGGAGGUUGCAGUGAGCCGAGAUUGUACCACUGCACUCCAGCCUGGGUAACAGAGUAAAACUGUCUUGAAAAAAAAAGAAAGAGAGAAAAAAAAGAGGUUAAAAAAAAAAAAGGAAAGAAAGAGAAAGAAUGAACAAGAGAUAGAAAAACCAGGCAAGUUUUCUUACCAAAAUAUGUCAAAGUUUCUUUAUCAAAAUACAUCCAAUGGCAUAAACGUUUCUGGAUAGCAUGACACUUCUGGUGUUGAUUUAUCUGGUUAAACUCUCCAGGUCUCCAGCUGUCUGUUUCACUGCCUUCCUGCAACCACAACCUUGCUGAAAAUAUGCGCCACGCAAGGCUUGAUGAUCUUACCUCCUCUGCCCACUCCCAUCCUCAUCCCCAACUCCCACUAAAGAGGCUGAUCCUUGGCUGCUCCCCCCUUGUGCUGAGCCGUUCCAGGUUCCUGUGUCUUUGCUGGAACAACCCCUUCCCCUUCUCUGCCAGGUGAAUGCAUCAUCUUCAAGGUUGGCUCGUGUAGUGGGGAGACCCCAUAAGUGGCAAGGCAGGAGUCAGAAGCCUCAGCCUAUUUCCAUAUAAAUAAUGAAGAAGAAAGUAACUAGAAACAUAACUGUAGUAUUUAUUAGUUAUUCAUAGGAGAUCUUAGUUAUUCAUAGGUGAUCCUAAUUCUUUUACUAAUGCCUCUCAGGUGGGAAGUGUGAACCUGGGGUGACACUGUGAAAGAAAUGACCCUGGCAGGUGCGGUGGCUCACGCCUAUAAUCCCAGCACUUUGGGAGGCUGAGGCGGGUGGAUCACGAGGUCAAGAGAUCGAGACCAUCCUGGUCAACAAGGUGAAACCCCAUCUCUACUAAAAAUACAAAAAUUAGCUGGGCAUGGUGGUGAGUGCCUGUAGUCCCAGCUACUCGGGAGGCUGAGGCAGGAGAAUUGCUUGAACCCAGAAGGCGGAGGUUGCCAUGAGCCGAGAUCGUGCCAUUGCACUCCAAUCUGGGUAACAACAGUGAAACUCCAUCUCAAAAAAAAAAAAAAAGAAAUGACCCUAAGGCAAGACGCUUUAAGCCCUGUCACACCCCUGGAAGGGCUGCUGGAAGGCGCCUUGGCUGUGUGGCAGCUCCAGUGCGGAGAGCGCCUGUGGUUUAGCCAGCUGGGGAAGGUGAUGUCCAAGAUGGCUGAGACAUCUCCUUCCUCAGGGGAGUGAGGAGAAAACUCCGCUCCCCCAAGCUCUUUCGGUAGGCCUGACGGCUGUCAGGGAAGCCCACAGACAUCCCGGGGCUUAACUGUCUCUAUGUGAUGCUGUGCUUCAGCGGUCACGUUCCAUGUCCACUCUCAUGUUCCACCUCCGCACCUGGUUCCUUUUGUCUUAGAAGAGUUAAUCAGUAAAAGUGAUGUAAAUCUUAAUGUCUUUGUUCUUUCUUGACAAGUAUGGAAAGAGCUGACGCAUUAUGCUCCUCACCUCAUCUCGGCUACUAGAAGGUCUUAGGCCCCUACCUAAAUGACACGUGAUGUACUUGACCCUAUCACUGACCACCACCAAUGCCACGUCCUACCUACCCUGCCCCCGGCUUUGUACUCAAUAAAAGUCAGAGCGCGUGGGCACUCAGGGCCACUGCCGGACUCGAGCUUUGGUUAGCAGUGGACCCCUGGGCCCAAACUCUCUUUUCUCUA
Molecule: messenger RNA, 9375 nt
Organism: Callithrix jacchus (white-tufted-ear marmoset)
Lineage: Eukaryota; Metazoa; Chordata; Mammalia; Primates; Cebidae
Gene: AOC3
Product: amine oxidase copper containing 3
Biological process (GO): amine metabolic process; response to antibiotic
Cellular component (GO): endoplasmic reticulum; plasma membrane; early endosome
Molecular function (GO): copper ion binding; primary methylamine oxidase activity; quinone binding
Source: RefSeq, a predicted model, not a curated record